CACACACACACACCCACAAGCAGAGCUCACCUCACCAGCAGCUACCUAGUAGUGGUAAAGGCUUGAUUUACAGAAUUGGCACCAGGAGAGCCAGAGUCUGGAUCAAAAGCAUUCGAUCUCGUUUGCUCUCUAAAGAAUGGCGGCUCCACCACCUCCCGCCUUCAUGGACAACGACGAAGAUAUGGACGCCGUCGACCUGUCGCUGACACUCGCCCACACGCCGUGGCCGGCGUCACCGUCGUCUCCUCCGGCUGCUUCAUCAGGUGGUGGCAAUGGCAGUGGCAAUGGUGGUCGUGGUGGCGUGAGGCUGUUCCCCUGCCUGUUCUGCAACAAGAAGUUCCUCAAGUCGCAGGCGCUAGGGGGGCACCAGAAUGCGCACAAGAAGGAGAGGAACAUCGGCUGGAACGCGCACCUCUACACCACCCCCAUCAACACCAACUCAGCCGCUGAUGCCAUGCCCAACCACCAGACGAUGUACCCCAUCCAGGUCUCGCACUCCUGCCAGCACCACGGGUACCCCCACGUCGCCGACGGCGGCUCGCCGGGGGGCAGCUGGUGGCGCGACCAGGACGGCGACAAGAAGCAGCAACAGCCGAGGAAGGUCGACCUUAACCUCAAGCUCUAGCUACCUAGUUCUGUUAUUUUCCUUUUUAUUAUUAUAUUAUUUUCCCCCCUCUCUUUUUUAGUCGAUGUUUUCCUCUCUUUCUCUUCUCCCUUUUUAGUGUGGGUGGGUACUUGUUAAUGAGUGUACCUUGUGCUGAUUGUACCGAUCGAGUGUGCAAUUGAUGAUAAUAAACAAGUAGUUGUUCGAUUG
This is a messenger RNA of Triticum dicoccoides, 814 nucleotides long. RefSeq names its product zinc finger protein 2-like. Gene Ontology annotation, molecular function: DNA-binding transcription factor activity. The record is from RefSeq and is a predicted model, not a curated record. NCBI's taxonomy places the organism in Eukaryota, Viridiplantae, Streptophyta, Magnoliopsida, Poales, Poaceae. Bases 137 to 625 code for a protein of 162 amino acids. The transcript has a single exon.